Messenger RNA from Aphis gossypii (cotton aphid), 2088 nucleotides. Its product is annotated as facilitated trehalose transporter Tret1-like. Gene Ontology annotation, biological process: transmembrane transport. Bases 655 to 2061 code for a protein of 468 amino acids. The transcript has 8 exons. Gene Ontology annotation, cellular component: membrane. NCBI's taxonomy places the organism in Eukaryota, Metazoa, Arthropoda, Insecta, Hemiptera, Aphididae. Gene Ontology annotation, molecular function: transmembrane transporter activity. The record is from RefSeq and is a predicted model, not a curated record.
AGACAACUCUUCCAUCAUAUCUAAUUAUAGUAGUGAAGGAAGAUUCAUAUUUUCAUUUAAUUGUAUUUAAAAUACAUGUUUAUUUUUAAAUUUGUUUAUUGUAAAAUGUAUUUACAAAUUGUAUGUAUUAAAAAUAAAAGUUAAAAAAAAAUUAAAUAAAUUUGACAUAUUUUGUUCUUAAAAAAUUUAAAACGAUAUUUGAUAUAAAAAAUAAUAUGUUAUAUAGUGUAUACAAUAAUUAACUUGAUAAUAUUAGAAAGUGAAAAAAAUAAAUUAAAACGAUUAAAAUAAGUAUAAAUUAUUAAAUAAUCCAUCUACCACGUGUUUUCCCAAUAAUUUGUGAAUUGUAAAAAACAUAAAAUCGAUCGAUAAGGAAUACGCCGAAUACGAUCAGUUGAUGUCAAUCGUCUGUUGGUAUGUGUGUUACCAUCCUGUGUCAAUAUAAUCAAUAUAGUUAGUGUAAUAUUCAAGACAUCUAGACUAAGUAUAUAGUUUUUUUUUUUUUUUUAAUUCAAUUAAAAAUACCUAAUUUAAUAAUAAAUGAAUUUGUUAAUUUUUGGUUUUCAAUAAAAAAUAAAAUAUUUUUAAAAACAUAUUUUUUUAGCGUUUUUGGCAUUUAGCAGAGAGCUUAAGAAUAACCCCACGUCCAAAAUUAUGGAAGGAAUUAAUAAAUAUAAAUAUGGAUUUAAAUCAACAAUAGCUCAAUGUUGGGCAAUAUCAAGCAUAUGGUUAUUACAAUUUCAAUUCGGCAUACAUGUUGCAAUAUUUAGUAUAGUUAUAGGUACCUUGGAAAAUAACAGGCCAGACGAAAAUGAAUUUUUAACCAUAACAAGAGAAGAAACAUCUAGGAUUGAUAGUUUAUCACAUUUGUUCACACUACUGGGACAUGUCUUGUCCUCACUUUUACUGGACCGUCUUGGUCACAAAAAAUGUAUGAUACUGACAAAUAUACUGUUCCUAAUAGCACAGAUUAUGUUGUAUUUUGCUAAAAACGUAGAAAUGCUAUACGCCAGUAUGAGCCUAAUGGCGUUUGGACUGGGAUAUUCAAAAGCCCCGAGUCUUGCAUAUGCCGGUGAAGUAUGCGAUCCGAAACUAAGAGGCGUCUUGAUUUCAUCAUUGGAUAUAUUUUAUUAUGUCGGAUCCAUAAUAUUGUUUACUUUAUACAGCUAUAAUGAGCAAUGGAGAUUGACGGUGCUAAUAACUACGGUUUUUCCAAUUUUGACCAUUAUUAUAUUAAUAGCGAUUCCAGAUUCUCCGAUGUGGUUAUUGGCCAGAGGAAAACGUUCAAAAGCACAUCGAAACCUCAGCAGAUUGAGAGGAAAUGUUUCGUAUGAGAAAUGUGAAAACGAAUUUCAAGAAAUGGUUAGAUACAACGUUCCCUCUAACAAUGACGAACAACAUCACAAAGAAAAUACAAAUAUUUGGAAGCAACUUUUGGAGCCUGAAGUACUAAGGCCUUUACGUUUAAUGACGAUAUAUUUUUUCUGCAUAAACUUAUUAUGUGGAUUACCGUUAUUCCCUUAUUUAGUAGUUAUAUUAGAUACAUUUCCUGGACCUGUUAACGUCGAAUGGCCAAUAGCAUACGUGAUAAUCCCUUCUAUAACAGGAAGUAUAAUGGCAGUUUUUCUGAUACGUAAAUUAGGCAAACGAGUUCUUACGCUAUUUACGUCAUCGGUUUGCUCUAUUUGCUAUAUACUUAUUGGACUCAUUGGUGUUUAUUUUAAAAACUCCAAAUCAUGGGCAUCAUGGACAGUACUAAUACUCUUUUUAACUACUACCUUAGUUACAUCAAUUGGAAUGAUUCCCGUUUCGUGGACUCUAGUCACCGAAAUAUUUCCCGCAAAGUGUAGAAACACUUUAUGCUGUAUCUGUUUGGGUGUUCACUUUAUUAUUAACUUUUUUAUGACAACAUAUUACCCAGAAUUUGAAUUUCUAGUGGGAUUUUUUAAUGUAUUUACUAUUCUUGGUAUUUUUGGUUUAUUUGGUUGUAUAUAUUUUUAUUUUUGUCUACCAGAAACAGAAAAAAAAACUUUACAAGAAAUUACAGAGUUUUUCAAAUAGAAUCACACACUCAAUCAAAAUAUUUUU